AUGAGUAAUGAUGAAAAUACUCCACUCAUUUUUGCAACAAGAAAUAAUUUUUUUGAUACUGUUAGAUAUCUUAUCUCCGUUGGAGCGAAUAAAGAACAAAAGGAAGAUAAUAGAGACACACCAAUUUAUUUGGCAUCGUAUGAUGAUCUUGUUGAAGACUUUAAACAUCUGAUCUUUGUUGGAGCUAAUAAAGAACCAAAAAAGAAAUAUGGAAUUACUCCACUCACAACUGCAGAUAUAUUAGAUCUAAGUAAUCUAAUCAAACAAUCCUAUUCGGUGGUGCACUCAAUAUUGAUACAUAAAAACCAUAGGAGGACUUUAUGUACGAAAAUGGGUUUACUCUUACUCUCGGAUUUUGUUCAUUCCGGGAUUUCUCUACAUUGA
Trichomonas vaginalis G3 is the source of this 384-nucleotide messenger RNA. RefSeq names its product Ankyrin repeat family. Gene Ontology annotation, molecular function: protein binding. Lineage: Eukaryota; Parabasalia; Trichomonadida; Trichomonadidae. The record is from RefSeq and is a predicted model, not a curated record. The coding region runs from base 1 to 384 and encodes 127 amino acids. The transcript has a single exon.